AUGGCUUCUGCAUCAUCCGGUGAUAAUGAUGAGAAAAAGAAAUCAUCAAGUAGUGGCGGUGUUCGAUCUGGUUUUCUUGGAAAAACUGGUACAGAUGAAGCACCAUUAGAUAAAACUUAUUACAAUAUUCUUAAUGUAUCACCAACAGCAAGUGGAUCGGAAAUCAAAAAAGCAUAUUAUUCACUAUCAUUACAAUAUCAUCCUGAUCGAACACAAAAUCUUAAUGAUUUUACACGACGAGAAUAUGCUGAAAGAUUUAAACUUAUUUCUCAAGCUUACAGUAUUCUCAGUGAUCCAGAAAAAAGAAAACUUUAUAAUAGAUAUGGCAAAGAUGAACGUCUUAUAGCUAAUGGUUCUGAUGGAAUAACAUUAGAAGAUUUUGAUGCUGAAGAAUUCUUUCGAUUAAUGUUUGGUGGUGAACAAUUUACAAAGAUAAUUGGUGAUUUUGAAUUAGCUAAAUCAUUUAAACAUGCUAUUACUGAAGUUAUAAAAGAUGCUGAAACAAAAGGUACGGAAGAAACACGUGAACAAAAAGAAGAAAAAAUGCGUAAACGUCUUGCAUAUGCUGAAGAACGUUCACAAGCACGUCAAGAACGUAUUAAACAAUUAGCACAAAAUCUUACUUAUAAAUUAUCAAUUUUUACAGAAUCAUUGCCACCAAAUAGUAGUGACGUACAGUAUAAAGAAGCACUGAAUAAUUUUGCUCAAAUAACAUUAUUAGACAUUCCAAAUUUAUUAAGUGCACCGUAUGGUGAACAUUUAUUACAUGCAAUCGGUUAUAUUUAUGAGUCAAAAGCAAAAUUAUGGUUAAAUAAAUUAGAUUCUCAAGAAGGUCAUAUUGGUAAACGUAUGUUAGGAUAUGGUAAACAUGUACAAUCAUCAUGGAAAGAACGUGUACAUGUUGUUAAAGAAACGGUAAAAACAGUUAAAUGUGCUGUUGAAUGGGGACAGUCAAUGUCUAAAUUAGCACAAAUUGCUGAUGACGAAGCAACAGCUAAUGAAGAUGGAAAAGAUUCUCAGUAUCCAUUUCAGCAUCAUUCAGGACAUUUAGAAUAUGCAGGAUAUGUUCCUCCUGAAUCGACUGCAUCAGCUUCAGCUUCGGCCUCGGCUUCGGCUUCAGCUUCCGAAUCACCAAAACAUUCGAAUUUAAAUUCAACAUCAACAACAACAACAACAACUACAUCCACUACUGUAAAACCUAGUCGUCAUGGUAAAUCUUCAGCACAACAAGUACCAGUACCGUUAACUGAAGAAGAAAAACGUAAACUUGAAGCUGAUACAGCUGCUAAAUCAAUGGAAGCACUAUGGCGUGCAACAAAACUUGAAAUUGAAAGUGUUGAACGAGAUGUUUGUGAUCGAGUACUCAAUGAUUCGACAUGUCAUCGUGAAACUCGACGACAUCGAUGUAUUGCUCUAUUAAAAAUGGGCGAAUUAUGGCAAGAAGCACGCGAAAGACGACCACCAACUUCUGAUUCAUUAUAG
This is a messenger RNA of Adineta steineri, 1482 nucleotides long. Lineage: Eukaryota; Metazoa; Rotifera; Eurotatoria; Adinetida; Adinetidae. The record is from the annotation of a GenBank genome assembly.